Messenger RNA from Athene cunicularia (burrowing owl), 790 nucleotides. Its product is annotated as lipocalin-like. The transcript is spliced from 7 exons. The coding region runs from base 66 to 623 and encodes 185 amino acids. Gene Ontology annotation, molecular function: small molecule binding. NCBI's taxonomy places the organism in Eukaryota, Metazoa, Chordata, Aves, Strigiformes, Strigidae. The record is from RefSeq and is a predicted model, not a curated record.
CUGCCUGCUGCUCUCGCUCGGCUCGGCUCGGCUCGGCUCGGCUCGGCUCGGCUCGGGUGGCAGACAUGCACGCCACGCUCUUCAGCAUCCUGGGGCUGGCCCUGCUCGGGGCACUGCACGCACAGGACAGCUUUCCUGUGCAGACUGACUUCCAGCAGGACAAGCUCACGGGAAGAUGGUACAGCAUCGGCCUGGCCUCCAACUCCAACUGGUUCAAGGAGAAGAAACACCUGAUGAAGAUGUGCACCACAGUCAUCUCCGUCACUGCAGAUGGGAACCUGGAAGUCACCUCCACCUACCCCAAGGGUGACCAGUGCGAGAAGAGGAACAGCCUUUACACUAAGACGGAGCAGCCAGGGCGGUUCAGCUACACCAGCCCACGCUGGGGCAGCAAGCACGACAUCCGCGUGGUGGAGACCAACUACGAUGAGUAUGCCUUGGUGGCCACCCAGAUCUCCAAGAGCACUGGCUCCUCCACCAUGGUGCUGCUCUACAGCCGGACAAAGGAGCUCAGUCCUGAGCGCCUGGAGAGGUUCACCCAGUUCUCCAGGGAGCAGGGCCUGAUGGAUGAAGAGAUCCUCAUCCUGCCCCAGACAGACAAAUGCAUGGCAGAUGCUGCCUAGAUAGACCCACCAGCUGCUGCCGGCCAGAGCCCUGAGAGCGCCACAAGCCGGUGGCGGCCCCAUCCCAUCCUGUCCCCAGCAACCCCCAGCACCACAGCAGCCUUUUUUCCCUGGCUUUGCCCCUCACACCUGUACCCCUCUGCCCAUUAAAGCCCGUAUAAACCCAG